Molecule: messenger RNA, 1777 nt
Organism: Triticum dicoccoides
Lineage: Eukaryota; Viridiplantae; Streptophyta; Magnoliopsida; Poales; Poaceae
Product: extensin-1-like
Exons: 3
Coding region: 1-1392 (463 amino acids)
Source: RefSeq, a predicted model, not a curated record
AUGAAAGUAAGCGUUGGACACCAGCCAAAGGGUCAGCUAUGGCUGGUCUUAGCCGUGCUGGUUGCCUUUGCAAUGCUCAGUGAGGCAGCCAGAAGCUUGCCACCACCUUCUCUUUCAGCAUCGCCAACGUAUGCUCCUAUCAUUAAGGUGAUAGGCAAAGCAUACUGCUAUAGAUGCUUCAAUGAGGCACACCCAGAAGAAUCGCAUGGGAAGGAGCACCUGGAAGGAGCCAUGGUCAAGGUCACUUGCCAGGCCAAUGACCAAGCAAUAGUGAGAUUUGGCUACACCGAAAGCAAUGGCAAAUACAGUGUGGCCAUUACCGGGUUGCCACUUAGCAGCACCUUUGGGGCUGACUCGUGCAAGGUUGAGCUCCAUGCAGCAGCAGGAGGAUCUGACUGCAAUGUGCCCAUGGAGUUAAAUCUCUCUGGAGUUAGCGUUUACUCAAAGUCCAAUGAAGAAGUGGUUCUCCAAGCCAACCAAGUAAUGGCAUUUGGAUCAAAGAAAACAUUUGCUGGAUGUUCAAAACCUCACAUUCUACCAUCGAUGUAUCCAUCUAAUUCACAGCCACUCCCAUACCAUGCCUCACCUCCAUCCAACUACAAAUCCCCACCAUUACUGCACCAGCAUUCACCACCUCCUUCAAACAAGUUUCCACCUCCAUCGUAUCAGUAUCCAUCACCUCCCCAGAACUUCUACUCUUCGCCACCCCCAUCAAACAACUACCAAGCUCCACCAACAUCUAACAAUCCAACACCAACCCACAAGUAUUUACCACCUCCAUACUACUACAACUCCCCACCUCCAAACAGCCACGUAGCUCCACCGCUGCCAUACCUGCAGUCCCCACCUCCGUACAACUACAAGUCGCCUCUUCUACCAUUGUCACCAGCGCCUCCUCGCCAUUAUAACUCUCGACCUCCAUCUAACUAUGGAUCUUCACCCCCACCUUACCAAUAUUCUCCACCUGUACCACCAAAACAUCUACAACCAAAUGUUCCUCAUGCUAAUCAGCCACCAGCAUCAAUAUCACCACAGCCUCUUUACCCCUACAGCUCUCCACCACCAUAUCUGAACUCGUACCAAUCCCCACCACCACCGAUUCAGCUUCCUCAUGUAAAAUCGCCACAAGUUUCUUCAACAUCUCCACAGCCUCUUUACCCCUAUGGCUCUCCACCAUCAGCAUCAAUAUCUCCACAGCCUCUUUACCCCUACAGCUCUCCACCACCAUAUCUGAGCUCUUACCAAUCCUCACCACCACCGAUUCAGCUUCCUCAUGCAAAAGCGCCACCAGUUCCUUCAACAUCUCCACAGCCUCUGCACCACUACAGCUCUCCACCACCAUCACUUAUGAACUCCCACCAAUCCCCGCCACCACCGAAUCGCCUGUCAUGAGCAUCAAGGAAGGAUUUCUCGAAAUGAUGAGACGUGGGAAGAAUAAACAGAAGAGUUGAAGACUAUCUCAAGAUGAAGAAGCACCGCAGCUGGAGUUUUCAGCUGUGGAUCUCAGUCUCUAAUACUCCCUCCGUCCGGAAAUACUUGUCAUCAAAAUGGAUGAAAAUGGAUGUAUCUAAAACUAAAAUACAUCUAGAUACAUCUAUUUCAAUGACAAGUAUUUCCGGACGGAGGGAGUAUUAUUUACCCAAGUAUCAGUGUUGUUUCAGCUUUCCCUUUGUUUCCUAGAGCUAUUCCAGCAAUGUAACCAUAAGUUGUACUAUGAGCUUUUCUUAGUAUAUCACUGUUCUAUUUUCAAUCCAAUAUACGGCGGAGGUUUCCUUUA